UAGCGACAGCGCUGUUUAGGAGACAAACAAGGACGUGUAGAAGGGGACUAUUUUUCCCCUCCUUGUUCCUCCGGAUCUCGCACUGACAGCUUCUCAACGCACCGAGAUUUCUGACCGUAUGGCGGCUUCAGAUCGGGCUGUCCACUGUAAGUCUGAUGAGUGAUCCUCCCCCUGGUCCUGUCCUCCAUUAUGGUCGACAUGGAGAGCCACUACCGGCCACCGUCCCCCCUGGAGGAUUCGGUGCUGGGCAGCCCGCUGUGUGAGGACUUCAUUGGGGGCAUGGAUGAACUGCAGGAUAUCCCCCAGUACAUCGACGGUGACGCCCUCUGCUCCUUGGACGUCCCUGAGUACCAGUCCCAGUCGAGUAACGGCUCAGAAGGAUCCACCGUUCUAGAUGCUCUGACCCCAGCCUCCAGCCCGUCGUCAGGGGGGUAUGGGGCGGCUGCAGGGCUGGAGGAGUUCUCCUCCACCUCUCUCAACCUGGAGUGUCGGGUGUGUGCCGACCGCGCCUCCGGAUACCACUACGGAGUUCACGCCUGUGAGGGCUGCAAGGGUUUCUUUCGGCGGACCAUCCGCCUCAAGCUGGAAUAUGACAAGUGUGAGCGCCGCUGUAAAAUACAGAAGAAGAACCGUAACAAGUGCCAAUACUGCCGCUUCCAGAAGUGCCUGUCUGUGGGCAUGUCCCACAACGCGAUCCGUUUUGGUCGGAUGCCCCAGUCUGAGAAGCUAAAGCUGAAGGCAGAGAUCCUGACGGGUGACAUGGAGGUGGAGGACCCCCAGCAGGCCGACCAGAAGACUUUGGCCAGGCACAUCUACGAGGCCUACCUCAAGAACUUCAACAUGAACAAGGCCAAAGCACGGACCAUCCUCACCGGCAAGACCAGCACUCCACCCUUCGUCAUCCAUGAUAUGGAGACCCUCCAGCUGGCAGAGCAGACCCUGGUGGCUAAGAUGGUGGGCACGGCCGGGGGCCAUCUGCUGGAGAAGGAGGCUGAGGUCCGCAUCUUCCACUGUUGCCAGUGCACCUCUGUGGAGACGGUCACAGAGCUAACCGAGUUCGCCAAGUCUGUCCCCGGCUUCUCCAGCCUGGACCUGAACGACCAGGUGACUCUGCUGAAGUACGGCGUGUACGAGGCGCUGUUCGCCCUGCUGGCUUCCUGUAUGAACAAGGACGGCCUCCUGGUGGCCUACGGAUCAGGCUUCAUCACCAGGGAGUUCCUCAAAAGUCUGAGGAGACCCUUCAGUGACAUGAUGGAGCCCAAGUUUCAGUUCGCCAUGAAGUUCAACGGGCUGGAGCUGGAUGACAGUGACCUGGCCCUGUUUGUGGCCGCCAUCAUCUGCUGUGGAGACCGCCCUGGCCUGGUGAACGUGGCCCACAUCGAGUGCAUGCAGGAGAACAUUGUUCAGGUGCUGCGGCUCCACCUGCUGGCCAACCACCCGGACGACACCUUCCUCUUCCCCAAUCUGCUGCAGAAACUGGCCGACCUCCGUCAGCUGGUCACCGAGCACGCGCAGUUGGUCCAGGAGAUCAAGAAGACAGAGGACACGUCGCUCCACCCCCUGCUGCAAGAGAUCUACAGGGACAUGUACUGAGAUAUUGAGCCGAGGGAGGAGGGCUAGGGGCUGGGAACACACACCUCACCCUCCAUUUUGGGGAUGUACUGAGCCUAGAAAGGAGGUUGUCCGCCAUUUUGGGGACACAGGCGUGAACAGUCUAUCUGAACAGUCCCACGGUGAUAGGGUUGAACCACUGAACCCCCAGAUGCAGGGUUGCUCGUCUUUCUCAGGAGAGAGAGUAUUGGUGUUUAUGAGGCCCAGACAUCACAGGACAAGACAGAACUACAGGACUAUACUCUGGGCACCUGCAGUGGGGUCCACUACUCCUACAGGGACCUAUAGGGCCGUAUUACAUGUGUGGAGGGGCAAUGUGGAGCUGAAUUUAGUCUCCUGUCCUAUCCUAGUGUUUGUCCUAAUGCAGCUCCCAGCUAGAGAACAUGUAUCGGGCUGGGUAUAGACACCUUCAGGCCAACGUCAGAAGAAGUACACGGAUCAAAUAAUAAAUUGCUGGUUUGGGUAACUAAGAUUCAGUCAGACUAUAACCACUAGAAUCCCUGCUUAGGUACACACUUAAAGGGGCCUGCACUGAGCCAUACUCAGGCCAUAGAGUGAAGAACAGCAGGACUUACUCUUCAGAAUCACCACUCCAGCAGUAUGUUUUUAACUAUGCCAUUUUGUACCGAACGUGAGAGUGAGAGGAAAGAAUAAUAAUGAUGCACACCUACUUUGCAGUAAAGACACCCAAGUGACUUCAAUGCCGACUACAGAUUUUAGAUGUGAGUGACUGUGUCUCACGGUAAGGCAGCUUUUUCAGCGAUUGGCUGUGCUCCCCUAGUGAGGUACAGAUGCAGGAUCUUAAUUUGAGACAGUUUGCUACAACAGGACAAUAAUCCUGCAACAACAGGAAAUGUGGAU
Molecule: messenger RNA, 2472 nt
Organism: Coregonus clupeaformis (lake whitefish)
Lineage: Eukaryota; Metazoa; Chordata; Actinopteri; Salmoniformes; Salmonidae
Product: peroxisome proliferator-activated receptor alpha
Exons: 7
Coding region: 190-1593 (467 amino acids)
Biological process (GO): regulation of lipid metabolic process; cell differentiation; positive regulation of transcription by RNA polymerase II
Cellular component (GO): nucleus
Molecular function (GO): zinc ion binding; RNA polymerase II cis-regulatory region sequence-specific DNA binding; nuclear receptor activity
Source: RefSeq, a predicted model, not a curated record